GUCACUUCUGGUGUCUUUACCAUGUCAAAAUCCAAAACUGGGGUUUGAAAUCCCCGCCAAUUCGAUGUUCCUCUAAAAUGUAAAAUGACUCCCGAGGAAAAGACGGGUACUCCAGUGGUUCCGAGGUCGAUUCCAAGCCCUAAUGACGAAGUUAAAGCGAUUUCAUCCCACCAGGGCAACGACGAAACUUCUUCUGCUAAAAACACGGUCUCUCCCAAGGAUUUUAUCAUCUCCGUCGCUCGCAAAUUCUCUGUUCAAUCUCUCCAGAAUCCCGACCCUGGUGUCUGGGGCGUUCUCACUGCUAUUUCCAACAAUGCUCGGAAGAGGCCACAGGGUAUAAAUAUUCUUCUGACAGCUGACGAGCACUGCAUUGGUCGAUUAGUAGAGGACAAACGUUUUCAGAUUGAAUCGAAUGCUGUAAGUGGAAAUCAUUGCAGAAUUUAUAGGAAGAGGAUUGUCACUGAAGACGUGGAACAGCCAUCCAGCCUUUGUACUUCUGUCUUUUUGAAAGAUUCCAGCACUAAUGGAACAUUUGUUAACUGGGAAAGGCUGAAAAAGAAUAGCACUGAAGUAAGGCUCCAACAUGGAGAUAUUAUAUCUUUUGCUGCACCUCCUCAGCAUGAUCUGUCUUUCGCGUUUGUUUAUCGAGAGUGUCUUAACUCUGCUCCUAUGAUAGAUGAUGCAAUUUUGAAAAGAAAAGCAGAGGAGGAAUUUGGCUGUGAAAGCAAGAGGUUGAAAGGUAUAGGUAUUGGUGCUCCUGAGGGUCCUAUUUCUCUUGAUGAUGUUCGAAGCCUUCAGAGAUCAAACAUGGAGUUGAGGAAGCAAUUGGAAUCUCAUGUUCUUACAGUUGAAACAAUGCGAAAAGAAAAUCGAGCAGUUCUUACUCAGCAUGAAAAUGAAAUGAAGGAGCUGAAAGAAUCAGUAUCACAAUCUUUCCUUGAUCAAAUUAAAGAGUUGCGCAAUAUGUUAGAGGUGAAACAGAAGGAGCUAGCUGAGGGCAAUUCCCAAUUGGCUGAAAAGCAACAUGCUAUGGAGGACCUCAAUGAAAGACUUAAUGCAUCUAUGCAGUCACGUAGGGAUGCUGAUGAAAUAAUCAAUAGUCAGAAGGCAUCUAUAUCUGAACUUGAGGCACGGGUAGAUGAUGAGCGAAAUCAGAGAAGGGAAGAACGGGAAAAGGCUGAAGUGGAUCUAAAAGUUGCACUGCAGAAAGUUCACUCAGAGGCCCAAGAGGAAUUGAAAAGACAGUCCAAAGUUGCCUCAAUACAACAAAAAGAGCUGCAAGAAGUUAUCAACAAACUUCAGGAAUCUGAUAAAGAAAAAAGCUUACUUGUAGAAUCUUCAAGGGCCAAACUGGAAGAUUUCAGGGAAAGCUUGGUCAUUUCUGAAAAGAAAGUCCGUCAGCUAGAAGGGCAAAUUAAGGAAGAGCAGAAAGCCUCUGCAGACAGCAGAAAAAAAGUUGAAAAGCUGGAGCAUGAAAUGAAAAGAUUGAGGAAAGAACUUGAAAGUGAGAAGCAGGUAGCUCGAGAAGAAGCGUGGGCUAAGGUUUCUGCCCUGGAGCUUGAAAUGGCUUCUGCACUUCAUGACCUCUCCAUUGAGAAACAAAGGUUUCAAGGUGCCAAGGAAAGGAUUAUUCUCCGGGAAACACAGCUACGAGCAUUUUAUUCUACAACUGAGGAGAUUUCUGCUCUCUUUGGAAAGCAGCAAGAACAGCUAAAGGCAAUGCAGAGGACUUUGGAAGACGAAGAGAAUUAUGAGAAUGCAUAUAUCGAUACUGAACUCAAUGCUUCGAAAGGAACCAUAGAUGGUGUUGUUGUCAGAGAAAAUGCAGCAACAUCUCAUCGAAAAAAUACUGAUGAAAAAGAAGGCUCCACCGCUUCAACACGGAGAGUUGUCAGAGUCCAGAUUGAGAGUACAAGUGAUGAAGUAAGUGCAACUGAGAAGCAUGACUGUGAAAUCAGAAGCCAAGAAAAUCAACACACCCAAGACGCAGAAUGCACAAGUGCUGAUCGCUCUGUCAAGGGAGGUUUUGGUUCCGAGAUUGAUGGUGUUGGCACAGCACCUGUUCUUGAGGGAGAUCCAAUCGAAACUGAGAGAGUGCUUGGCACUGAGAGUCCUGCUGUUGAAGUCAACUUUGGUGAACGAAAUCUCGAUUUGAACAAAUGCAACACUUUAGCUGGGGAUACGAUGCAGAUUGACAAUGAACCCCAGUUGCAAGAAACCAGAGAGCAGUUUCAAGAGACUUGUGAGAAUACUCAGUGCUUACCAUCAAAUGAUCCGAAUGAGGUUUUGAAAACCAUGGAAGAUACAGAAGUUGACAAUACAAUCAGAACAGCAGAUCUUUUGGCUUCUGAAGUUGCAGGGAGCUGGGCAGUCAGCACAGCUCCUUCUGUGCAUGGAGAAAAUGAAUCUCCAAGUAAUAGUGGACAAAGUGACAGUGUAAGGAGUAAUGAAGAAUGUGUAGCAGCUCAGCACUGUUCUGAUGCUCAGGCAGCCGGGAGUCAGAUACUACCAUGUUCUGCUGCUUCAGCCACCAAACUGAGUCAGGAGCGUCAGGCACUGAAUGAAAUGAUCAAAAUUGUUGCUCCGGAUUACAAACAUCUGUUUGGCAGUGAUAACGGUGGUGGUUCUGAUCAAGGGGUCGAAGAUGAAGCUUCUACUUCGGGUUCAGAUACUGAGGAGGGUAGCAACCAUGAUUGUAAAGCUGAUGUUGGGUCUAUAUCAGACUCUGAUACCAAGGAAGGUUCAGACCAAGGUGGUGGGGGUAAUGAGGUCAAUUCAAUGGAUGAAGGUAACAAUGCUACACAGGAAGACUCUCUUGGAUAGCAGAUAGCUUUCCUAGCGGUUAACUCAAGUUGUAAAUAUAUUGGUGAAAGGGAGGGUUUGGGUUUUUCAUGUUCGUUGUCAGUAUAUGCAACUUCUUCAGCUAUGUUGAUGUGCAGUCAAUAGCCACA
Telopea speciosissima is the source of this 2951-nucleotide messenger RNA. RefSeq names its product myosin-7. The coding region runs from base 85 to 2823 and encodes 912 amino acids. Gene Ontology annotation, molecular function: protein binding. The transcript has 13 exons. The record is from RefSeq and is a predicted model, not a curated record. NCBI's taxonomy places the organism in Eukaryota, Viridiplantae, Streptophyta, Magnoliopsida, Proteales, Proteaceae.